CACAAACUGGAAUUCACAGUAGUUGGGCAACCCAUCCGUCAGCGCUGGGAUUUCCGGUUCACCUGAGUUCCCGAAGUUCCUCGCCUAAGCAACUGCUGGAGUUCGACGAUCUGCUGUAGGGACGCGUACUCGUGCCACAGUACGAGGGAUCAACCAUCGGCUGAGUUGACCAAGGCUGAUACGCAAUGCGUUCGACCGGCCUAGAUCGUUAGGGCGGGCGUCGUAAGUCGGGAAGAGCCUGAGCGGAGGCGAGGAACGGUCGGCAGUUAGCAGCUUCUAGUGGUGCAGUUGGGGCCAGGUGGAAGUCGGCGGAGCGAGAGCGCGUGGUCGCCAUGGUGGUGGUUCAUGAAUAUCAAAUUCCGUUGCCGCUGUCAGCAGAAGAGUACCGCAUCGCGCAGCUGUACAUGAUCGCCAAGUUCAGCGAGCACCACUCGUCGGACAACAGCGACGGCGACGGCGUGGAGGUGCUCACCAACGAGCCGUUCGAGGAGGAGGGCCGCAGGGGGCAGUACACGCACAAGAUUUACCACCUCGCCAAGAAGGUCCCGCAGUUCGUGCUGGCGAUUCUGCCGAAGAAGGCGCUGCAGCUGGAGGAGAAGUCGUGGAACUGCUACCCGCACUGCGUCACAGAGCUGUCCAACCCCUACUUCACCAAGUUCAAGCUGCGCGUGGAGUCCGCUUACCUCAACGACCGCGCGCCACAGCACAAUGCGCUGAAUGCGAGUGCGGACGUGGUGGCGCGGCGCGGCGUGGAGGUGCUGGACGUGGCAGCGGAGGCGGUGGAGAGCUACGUGGCGGAGGAGGACCCCGCCCGGUUCACGUCCAAGAAGACUGGCAGAGGGCCCUUCACACCCGGCUGGCAGGAGCGGUGCUCGCCAUGCAUGGUGGCGUACAAGCUCGUCACCGUCGACGCGCCCUACUGGGGCUUCGGCCCCCAGCUCGAGAAAUACAUCGCCAGGGUGCUGCAGCGCAAGCUGAACAUCGAGGCGAACCGCAAGGCGAUCUGCUGGAUGGACGAGUGGCACGGCAUGACCCUGGAGGGCGUGCGCCGCAUGGAGGCCGAGGCAUUCCACCGCAUCAACCAGGAUCGGAAGCAGAAGUAUGGUGCGCAAACAGAGAAUGGCGCUCACAAGGAGGGCAGUUCACACCUGGCACACGGCACACGAGUGCAACCAGCUGCCAGUGGGGUGUAACCACUCCACUGUGGUCGUCAAGGUACCACCUGCCACGGCUGCUGCAGGCCAGCCCUAGUGGUGCUCCUAUACUGCUUCCACCUGCCUGGGCAAAGAGUUGUCCGUGUGUCGCGUCGUUGCUGUCACAGGCCAUUCACUGCUGCCCCUCUCCCUCUUACUGUACCUCGGUGCCCUUCUAAAAUGCCUCAAGCAGCGCUCAUCACUGUGCAAAGCACACACCAACAGCUUCCACUCAAAGAUACUCUUUGAGUGCUGCCUGCCUCGAGUGCUGUAUUUUCAGUCCUGUUUUAUUAUGCUCAUGAAAGAGCCCAAUCAGCUACAAAUCCCCGCGGUUGCCACUUCCACCCCAUGUGUAAGGGCGAAUUCCUACAAAAUAGGAUCAAAAUCAGAAAUGUGAAUUUCAUUAUUGAUCUCCUUGUCAAAAAUAUAUUGUAUGUUUUUGUAGACUAUAUAGGGUUGUGCCUUAGGCAGUACAACCCAUUAGGUUAUAUUCCCUUGUAUGCUUUGUUCUAGUCA
Molecule: messenger RNA, 1709 nt
Organism: Closterium sp. NIES-67
Lineage: Eukaryota; Viridiplantae; Streptophyta; Zygnematophyceae; Desmidiales; Closteriaceae
Source: the annotation of a GenBank genome assembly